AUGGAUAUUCUCAAUGCUUUUCAUCGUUUACCACAAAUAAGUUAUUUUGGUAUUCGACGUGACGAUGAUUUUGCUGAUCGUUUAAAUUAUAAAUAUACAGUUGGUUUAUUAAUAUUUUUUUCAAUUGUUGUUGCUAGUAAACAAUUUUCAAAUGAUCAUAUUCAAUGUUGGGUACCAGCUAUAUUUACACGAAAUUAUGAAAUUUAUGUAUCUAAUUAUUGUUGGAUUCAUAAUACUUAUCAUAUUAAUAUAAGUGAACCAAAUAUGAAACGAACUAAUGAAAAACGUUAUGUAUUACGAUAUUAUCAAUUUGUUCCAUUUAUUUUACUUAUACAAGCUUUAUUCUAUUUACUUCCACGUUUAUGUUGGCGUUCAUUUAGUCGUCAUUCAGGUAUUGAUAUAAAAAAUUUAAUGGAUGCAGCACAUAAUCUUAAAAAUGUUAAACGUUUUCAUAAACAUAAAUCUAUUAUGAGUUAUCUUGUUUCAUUAAUUCAUCAAUAUAUUGGUGAUCCAAGAAAAAAAUUAAAACAAGAACAUAGUCGAAUUAUAGCUUAUAUACAAGGUUUACUUAGUUGUAUAAUUAGUGCAACAAAUACAUUUAAUGGAUAUUUAUUUUUUCUUUAUUUAUUUAUGAAAUUAUUAUAUAUUAUAAAUACACUUGUUCAAUUAUAUGCUAUACGUCUUUUACUUGAACAACAAUGGACUGUCAAUGAAACAAUAAAAGAUUUUCGUCGAAUAUUUACAAUAAAUAUUUUACGUACAAAUCCAUUAUCAAAAUAUUUUCCAAAAAUUAGUAUGUGUGAUUUUCGUAUUAUUGAACCAAAUAGUGAUGAUGGACAUAAAUAUACAGUUCAAUGUGUAUUAACUAUAAAUGUAUAUAAUGAACAAAUUUUUACUGUAUUAUACAUUUGGAUGAAUAUUGUUCUUGUAGUAACUAUUUAUAAUUUUAUAUCUUGGUUAAUAUUUUUACUUUUUCCACGUCUUCGUUAUUCAUUUUUUACACAACGUAUACAUAUGCAACAAAGUAUAACAACAUUACGUACAAGUAUGCAUGUAUUUGUUUAUAAUUAUUUACAAUAUGAUGGAUUUUUUAUUUUACGUCUUAUACAUUCAAAUAUUGGUGAUGAUAUAACAUCAAAUAUUUUAACAAAUCUAUGGAGAAAUUUUCAACGUUCUGAUAAACCGACAUCAGUUGAUAAUUCAAUUGGUGCUACAAUAUCAUUGACAGCAACUGGUAAUAGAGGUUUAAAUAUGAAAACUAAUGGCCAAACUAGUUCCCUAUUUGACUAUACAAAAACUAGUACAAAUCUUUAA
Molecule: messenger RNA, 1314 nt
Organism: Rotaria sordida
Lineage: Eukaryota; Metazoa; Rotifera; Eurotatoria; Philodinida; Philodinidae
Source: the annotation of a GenBank genome assembly